ACAUAGUUCAAGUUAGCUCGAUACGGUAAACCGUUUAAUCGUGAUCAUGAAACUGUUGGUGGUUUGUGCGUUAUUUGCGGUGGUGGCGGCUGCGCCCCAGGACGCCCAGGAUGUCCAGAUCCUGCGAUACGAUGCGGACAACGAUGGACUUGGAAACUACAAUUUCGUGUACGAACAGAGCGAUGGAUCAAAACGCAACGAAAAUGGUGAGCUGAGGAAUGCUGGAGCUGAGGACGAGUUCCUCGUCAUGAGGGGAUCUUACUCGUGGGUCGGUCCCGAUGGAGUCACCUACACCGUCAACUACGUGGCUGACGACCAAGGUUUCCAGCCGACCAUCGAACAGGGACCCGGUGGCGCUGUACCCGCAGCUGUCGUCGCUUCUCUCCUCGGUUAAACAACUCUAGAAUAAUAGCCAAAUUUGUAAAAUAAAUUAACGUAAGGACAAACUUA
Messenger RNA from Trichoplusia ni (cabbage looper), 450 nucleotides. RefSeq names its product endocuticle structural glycoprotein ABD-5-like. Gene Ontology annotation, molecular function: structural constituent of chitin-based larval cuticle. The record is from RefSeq and is a predicted model, not a curated record. Bases 47 to 394 code for a protein of 115 amino acids. Gene Ontology annotation, cellular component: chitin-based extracellular matrix. The transcript is spliced from 3 exons. Lineage: Eukaryota; Metazoa; Arthropoda; Insecta; Lepidoptera; Noctuidae.